Messenger RNA from Adineta steineri, 1980 nucleotides. The record is from the annotation of a GenBank genome assembly. NCBI's taxonomy places the organism in Eukaryota, Metazoa, Rotifera, Eurotatoria, Adinetida, Adinetidae.
AUGUUGAAAAAUUCUAAACCUACUCGUCGUACUUCUCGAUCACAACCUAUUACUAAGCCAUUACCGAAAACAGAAGCACGGCGUUUGGAACAUAUAUAUGAAGCAUCACCAUCAAAAAAGACUGUGGAAUGGAAUCCAAAUCGUAAUGAUACGUAUGUUUCGGAUGUUAUUAAUGUUAAAAGUUUACUUAAUAUUCAUUCAUUACACUCCGAACGACGACAACAAAAUGAUAGAAUUUUAGAAAAUGAUCGUAUUACAAUAAAUGUAUGUGGUGAUCGAUAUGAAACACAUCGUACAACACUUGAACUUUUUCCAGAUACAUUACUUGGAAAUCAUAAACGACGAAAAUAUUACUAUGAUAAUCUACAUCAAGAAUAUUUUUUUGAUCGUCAUCGUGCUUGUUUUGAAGCAAUACUUUAUUAUUAUCAAUCAAAUGGAGAAGAAGCUCUUAAUCAAAUACGAAAAGAUGAAAAUAUUAAAGAAGUUAAAAGAAUUCGUCUACCAAAAAAUCAUAUUAAAAGAUUUAUAUGGGCAACAAUGGAAUAUCCAGAUUAUUCAGCAAUGGCUAGAAUUGUUAAUAUUAUAUCAUUACUUAUGGUUCUUGUAUCAAUACUUACUCUUGCACUUGAAUCAUUACCACAAUACACUAAUUUAGAUAAUCUUUUUUGUCAAUACAAUUCAACAACUAACAUAACUAAUUUAGAUAAUACAACAACUUCAAAUUCAUCUGGAGGUGCUUUUUAUGAUUGUGCAGGAUAUUUUACUACACCUUUUUUUAUUAUUCAAGCUAUUUGUGUUGGUUUUUUUACAUUCGAAUUUUUAAUUCGUUUAUUCACUACACCAUCAUUCCUUGAUUUUAUAAAAAAUGUAAUGAAUUGGAUUGAUAUAUUAGCUAUAAUACCAUUUUUUAUAACACUUGGUGUUCGUUUAAUUAGUGCACCCAGCGGUGGAAGUUCAGAUACUUAUGUUGGUCUUCGACUUUUACGUAUACUUCGUCUUGCACGUGCUUUUAAAUUUAUUCGAGUAUUUAAAAGUGUCAAAUCUUUACGUGUACUUGCAACAACAGUACGUCAAUCAUUAGUUGAUUUUUUAAUAAUGAUAAUUAUUUUAACUUUACUUGGAUUUUUAUUUGGUGCUGCUACUUACUAUGCUGAAAAUUCUGCAAAUGGUGAGGCAUUUGAUUCAAUUCUUAAAGCAACUUAUUGGGGUAUUAUUACUAUAACAAGUGUUGGAUAUGGUGAUAUAGCACCAAUAACACCAAUUGGUCGAAUACUAGCUUGUUUUUGUGCAUUAUUUGGUGCUGCAACAAUUGGCAUGCUUGUUUCUGUACUUGUUGAUCGAUAUCAACGUGUUUAUGUUCGAAAAUUAUAUUAUCAAGAAGAAUCGAUUGAUUUUAGUGAUUAUUCCGAUGAUGAAAAUAAUGAUACAGAAAGAGAGCCAAGUACUCAUUCGGAACAUCAUAGUCAUCCAAGAAUUGAAGAUCCAGAUGCACGAGCAAAAGAACAUACAAGAAAUGAAUCUGUUUCAUCUGAUGGAUCACCUGCAUUAUUUCAUACAGUAUUAAAAGAAGGACAAGCAGAAGAUAAUCAUGAUGAUCAUGUUGAAAACAAUUCACUUGGAAGAAAUAGUAAUCGAGUUCAUUUUAUUGUUGGUUAUGUUGAUGAUAACAAAAAUAAAUCAUCACGUGAUUUAGUAGAAAAAAUUAAUUCUAUUGUAACAAAUCAACAAGCAGCUGGGGAUAAUGUGUCAAUAAGUGUUCUUUCUGAUGAUACUAUUCAAGAAGCUCGUCCAUUUGAUGUCCAUUUUGAUCUGGAUUCAUCUGAUGAUAAUGAUGAUGAUUUAAAAGAAAUUAAAAAUGAUCGCCAAAGUAAAGGAAAUCUAUUUAAAAAAUUUAGUCGUUCGUUCUCACAAAGUGAUGGUCAAUUAAAUAAGUCUGAAAAAAAAAGCAUGAAAUUAUCUCAAUUGAAAACUAUUUUCUAA